AGUCCCCAGAGCUGGCCUUCCUUGUUUACUUAUUUAGAAGUCAGCAGAGGAAGUGGUAAAGGAAACUAGCUGAGCCGUUUUCUGAGAAGAGACCAUAUUUGUUCACAGGGGAAGCCACUGCUUCUUGGGAUCUGGUUAGAACAGAAACAGUGCCUGUUCAACAAGGGUGUUCCUGAGCGUAGUUGGAAUUUGGAAGAGCCGGGGACACCUCAGUGCUCUAGGUCUGGGUUUUUCUCUGUUCAUGGCUGCAGCGGCUCUCCCCAGCCUGUGAGCUCCCCGAAUAGCAGCCAUGGCCUUGAAGAAUGUGCCCUUUCGCUCAGAGGUCUUAGCCUGGAACCCGGACAGCCUAGCUGAUUAUUUUAGGAAGUUGAACUACAGGGACUGUGAGAAGGCGGUGAAGAAAUACCACAUUGACGGCGCUCGGUUUUUGAACCUGACAGAAAAUGACAUCCAGAAGUUCCCUAAGCUGAGGAUGCCGAUUCUCAGUAAGUUAAGUCAAGAUAUCAACAAGAAUGAAGAGAGAAGGAGCAUUUUUACACGCAAACCCCAGGUUCCUCGAUUUCAAGAGGAAACAGAAAGCCAUGAAGAAGACAAUGGCGGCUGGUCAUCCUUUGAAGAAGAUGAUUAUGAAAGUCCCAAUGACGAUGAUCCGGAAGGGGAGGACGACGGUGACUAUGAGUCCCCCAAUGAGGAGGAAGAGGCUCUGGUGGAUGAUGCAGCUGAUUAUGAACCUCCACCCUCUAAUGAUGAGGAGGCACUGCAGAACUCCAUCCUGCCUGCCAAGCCUUUCCCCAACACCAACUCCAUGUACAUCGACCGGCCUCCCACCAGCAAGGUCUCCCAGCAGCCUCCGGUGCCCCCACAGAGACCAAUGGCCGCCCUCCCUCCUCUGCCAACAGGCCGGAAUCACUCGCCACUAUCUCCACCCCAUCCGAACCAUGAAGAACCCAGCAGAAGUCGAAACCACAAACCAGCAAAAUUGCCUGCUCCAUCAAUAGACAGAAGCACAAAACCUCCCCUCGACCGCUCAUUGGUGCCUCUUGACCGAGAGCCCUUCACACUAGGAAAGAAACCAACAUUUUCUGACAAGCCCUCAGCCCCUGUGGGAAGGAUUCAUGGGGAGCAUUUACCCAAGAUACAAAAGCCUCCUUUUCCACCAGCAGUGGAUAGACAUGAAAGGAGUGAAAGGAGCGGACCCUUGAUACCAAAGAAGCCACUAGUUCCAAGGCCUGGACGGGGACUGGACAGAAGGGAGAAUGAUGAAGAUGAUGUGCACCAAAGACCUUUGCCCCAGCCAUCACUACCUCCUAUGAGCUCCAACACAUUCCCCUCAAGAUCUGCCAAGCCCAGCCCUAAGCACACAUUUCCAUUGUCUCACAUGCCGGGAGCCUUCUCAGAAAGUAACAUUGGCUUUCAGCAGAGUGCCUCCCUGCCACCAUACUUCUCUCAAGGUCCCAGCAACAGACCACCUUUCAGAAAUGAAGGCAGAAACUUACCCUUGCCAGUUCCAAAUAGGCCACAGCCUCCAUCUCCUGAGGAAGAAGAGACUGCAUUAGAUGAAGAGUGGUAUGUCUCUUAUAUCACCCGACCAGAGGCAGAAGCUGCUCUUAGGAAGAUAAACCAGGAUGGUACUUUCCUGGUAAGAGAUAGUUCUAAGAAAACAGUAAGCAAUCCAUAUGUCCUCAUGGUGUUGUACAAAGACAAAGUUUACAACAUUCAGAUCCGUUACCAGGAGGAAAGUCAAGUAUACUUGUUGGGGACUGGACUUCGAGGAAAAGAGGACUUUCUGUCUGUAUCAGAUAUUAUUGACUACUUCAGGAAAAUGCCACUGUUGCUCAUUGAUGGGAAAAACAGAGGCUCUAGAUACCAGUGCACACUGACACACGCUGCAGGGUGUCCAUAGCAAGUCAGUCAAGCAAAUCAACGUUCCUGACCCUGUCAUCAACGAGGGAAGAUCAAGCGACCUUAGGACAUGGAUGGACACUUAGGACUAAAGCAAGCCCCGCCAUUCAGGCACAGAGUUUUGCCCUUUCCUUUAAAAAGUGUUUGAAGAUUGCUAAAUACCCCAUAACUUAUUUAUGUUCUUCGAUGUCUGCAAAGUGCAGAAGUAAUCACGUCCACAUAUGAAGUUUGAGUGCAUUGCAGUACUUCAUCUCAAGACCUGAGAUUUUGAACAAUCCAUCUCAAAAUCCAGCACUUUACAUUUUGUAGAAAUAAUGUGGGCAAGUUCAAGAAGUACUAGAACUGAUCACUUUUGAUAGCACACAUUUUAUAAUGAAAUUUUGCCAAUCUGAGGCAAUUUGUUUUUUACACAACUUAAAACAAUUAACUUGAGGCUCUAAAAACAUAACUUCAUUCUUUCUUAUUUGGUUUUGUGGAAAGUACUUUUUAUGUAAUUUCCAUAUUUGAGAUAAAUGCAUGUUGGGACAACUUCCUGGAAUUAAAUCUUUCUCUUUACUCUUCUAGACCCUUAAAACAACUUUAUUGUUUACUCCACACUGUUAUAUUUUGGUUUUAAAGUAAAUGUAAGCUACAAAUUCUGUAAGAAGAAAAUGGUUUUAGAUUCAGUGCUGCAGCUUUGCUGUCAAACACGCCAUUUCUAUUGCUUCUUUAUCCAUCCUCCCAUAUCUACAUCCACAGUGUAACUGUCCAUGCCAGUCUUGAAAAGAUCUCCUGGGAAGAUGAAGCAAUGCUUUGUACACAUACAUGCACAUACAUACGCGCACACACUCAUUUCUAGCCCACCACUUGUAUUAGCUGGUUUUCAGUGGAAAGUUUUUGCUCAGUAUGGUUGUUUGUUCCUGUUCCUUUUGGACUAUGAUGGUUCAUACAGGGUAUUGAAGUGAGAAUGUGUGGAGGACAUUCAUUCACCUCACUGUGGCUGGGAAGCAAAAGGGAAAGAAGAUUGAGUACUCCCCUUCAAGGGUAUGCACCUACUGACCCAGCUCCAUCCCACUAGGCUCUGCCUUCUAUGUCUUGCCACUGACCACUAUUGCCCUGUGCAGGGCAGGGGGCUGUCAAGCCUCUAACACAGGAGCCUUUGGAGAUUACCUACCCAAACCUCAGUUCUGCUUACAAGUGUGCUGUGACUCCCGUCUGUCUCAUCCUUCUCAGAUGGACUUAUGAACUUUUAAAAGCACCUCAACUGUCUUUCAAUCUAUAAAUCACCCUUUUAAAACGUACAGUUGGGUUUAUGUUUAUGUUGCUUUACCAUUUAUGACUGCAGGGUACACACCAGUAUGUUCAGUGUAAUAUGUUGCAGGUGGGUUUUUUUUUUUCCUUUUCCAGGGGACAUAUGGAAAUUCAAUAAAUUAAAUAAUAUAGUCAGCAUUUUAAGACAAAA
Phodopus roborovskii (desert hamster) is the source of this 3343-nucleotide messenger RNA. RefSeq names its product lymphocyte cytosolic protein 2 (gene Lcp2). Gene Ontology annotation, molecular function: protein binding. Bases 290 to 1903 code for a protein of 537 amino acids. NCBI's taxonomy places the organism in Eukaryota, Metazoa, Chordata, Mammalia, Rodentia, Cricetidae. The transcript has 21 exons. The record is from RefSeq and is a predicted model, not a curated record. Gene Ontology annotation, biological process: intracellular signal transduction; cell surface receptor protein tyrosine kinase signaling pathway.